UAUAAUGCAUAUGAAUUCACAAGGAAUAUAUUAGGAAUUAUCUUGAUCUGGAAUUUAAGCAAUCAGUUUUAGUUUAUAUAAGUUCUAUGAUUCUAUUUAUCUUUUUCUUUUUUCUUUUAGGUUUCAUUGAACAUGAUGACUGGUUCAGAAAGACAAGAGGAUCACUCUGGUCAAGUCAACCCAGAACUGCAUGAGAUAAGUCAGAUGGUCAAGUGUAGAAUGCAGAGUAUAGGUCAGCCUCUUAGUGACUAUGAUGACAAGAAUGAAAAGAGAGAUACUAUUUCCUAUGUAGUGAUUAAUCCUGGCUAUGAUUUACAGCUCAAACUCGGAGAUGUUGUUUAUUUGAUACGACCGAGUUCUUUAUCUCCAAAACCUUCACCAUUGAUAGAUGAGAGGAAGCAGAUGCAGCAUCAUAUGAAUGGGAAAAGAGAGGAACCAACAGGGGCAGAUAACUCUGAGAUACAAACAUCUGACUCGGUUGUUAAGACAAAAGGACGACUCGUUAAAGAUGGAAACAAUCGGAUCCCAAUAAUAUAUAUGGAUGACAGUGACACUGAUGAAGAGAUGACAGAAAAUGAUAAAACCACAAGCGAAAAUACCGAGAGAAACAAAAACAUCCCGACCUUUGACCUCAUGACAGAUGAAGAGCUAGAUCAAGAGACAUGUAACCAUAGCGACCAUAUCAGUACACCGGAGACGCUUGAACCUCCGGUUAUAGCUGUAAAAGGAACGGUGGUGUGACACAUUGGUGUAUUUCUGUCAACUGACUGUGUCCACACACACAAAAAGAAACAAAACUAUUGUGUACUGGAUGCUUAUUUACCCGUUUUAAUGGCAGUAAACUCUUACUACAUGUACAUGUUCAACCUGUGUAAAGUUUAGAGUGUUUAAGCAUAUUAAGCCUGGACUUAAAUUAUUUGGUGUUAUUUACAUGUAUUUAU
Molecule: messenger RNA, 941 nt
Organism: Ruditapes philippinarum (Manila clam)
Lineage: Eukaryota; Metazoa; Mollusca; Bivalvia; Venerida; Veneridae
Exons: 5
Coding region: 133-741 (202 amino acids)
Source: RefSeq, a predicted model, not a curated record